AUGCUGUCCACUCUCCGAGUUGCCAGCCGCCGGGCUGCCCGUCCUGCUCAGUUCAACCUGGUUGCCAUUCGCGCUGCCUCUCACUGGGCCAACGUUCCUCAAGGUCCUCCUGCCAUUCUUGGUAUCACUGAAGCCUUCAAGGCCGACAAGAACAGCAAGAAGAUCAACCUGGGUGUCGGUGCCUACCGUGACGAUGCUGGCAAGCCCUACGUUCUUCCCUCUGUUCGUGAGGCUGAGCUCAAGGUCGUCGAUGCCAAGUUGAACAAGGAGUACGCCGGAAUCACUGGUGUUCCCGAGUUCCCUCCCGCCGCCGCCAAGCUGGCCUACGGCCCUAACAACCCCGCCCUUGACCGCAUCACCAUCACCCAGACCAUCUCUGGUACCGGUGCCCUCCGUGUCGGUGCUGCUUUCCUCCAGAAGUUCUUCCCUGGCGAGAAGAAGAUCUACAUCCCUACCCCCUCGUGGGCUAAUCACAAGGCCGUCUUCAACCAUGCCGGUCUUGAGGUCGAGCAGUACCGCUACUACGACAAGAAGACCAUCGGCCUUGACUUUGAGGGUCUGAUUGCUGACGUCAAGGGUGCCCCCAACGGCAGUGUCUUCCUCUUCCACGCUUGCGCUCACAACCCUACCGGUGUUGACCCUACCCAAGAGCAGUGGAAGCAGAUCUCUGACGUCGUCAAGGAGAAGGGCCACUUCGCCUUCUUCGAUAUGGCUUACCAGGGCUUUGCCAGCGGUGACACCGACAAGGAUGCCUUCGCUGUCCGCUACUUCGUUGAGCAGGGCCACAACAUUGCCCUGUGCCAGUCUUUUGCCAAGAACAUGGGUCUCUAUGGUGAGCGUAUUGGUGCCUUCUCCCUCGUCUGUGCCGAUGCCGAGGAGAAGAAGCGUGUCGACUCUCAGCUCAAGAUCAUCAUCCGACCUCUGUACUCCAACCCUCCCAUCCACGGUGCCCGCAUCGCCUCCGAGAUCCUCAACAGCCCUACUCUCUACAAGCAGUGGCUCGGUGAGGUAAAGCAGAUGGCUGACCGCAUCAUCACCAUGCGUGCCCUCCUCAAGGAGAACCUUGAGAAGCUCGGCUCCAAGCACGACUGGUCUCACAUCACCAGCCAGAUCGGCAUGUUUGCCUACACCGGACUGACUGCUGAUGAGAUGACUCGCCUCGCUGAGGAGUUCUCCGUCUACGCUACCAAGGACGGCCGUAUCUCUGUUGCCGGUAUCACUUCUGAGAACGUUGGUCGUCUUGCUGAGGCCAUCUACAAGGUCAAGGGUUAAAUACGAAAUGACUAGAGCAUGAAAUGAGAAGGAUGUGCACCCAGUGAUCACAUUGCUUUGAAAAGCGAUUUCUUGGAUGCCAAAAAGACAGCUACGACCAUGAAAGCUGUUGGGGCAGAUGGAUUUGAAAAUACCCCGAGUCUAGGGUCCAAGUCUAGUAUGGACUUGGAGAAGUAAUGACGAGAUGAAGAGAACUUGAAAAUACAUGUACGAGUAACCUAUAUAGAAGACGUCCC
Messenger RNA from Fusarium verticillioides 7600, 1508 nucleotides. Its product is annotated as aspartate aminotransferase, mitochondrial. The transcript is spliced from 5 exons. Gene Ontology annotation, molecular function: pyridoxal phosphate binding; L-aspartate:2-oxoglutarate transaminase activity. The coding region runs from base 1 to 1272 and encodes 423 amino acids. Lineage: Eukaryota; Fungi; Ascomycota; Sordariomycetes; Hypocreales; Nectriaceae. Gene Ontology annotation, cellular component: mitochondrion. The record is from RefSeq and is a predicted model, not a curated record. Gene Ontology annotation, biological process: L-aspartate catabolic process; biosynthetic process.